AUGCACAGAUCAUUCGAAUAUAGGGAACAGCAUUUCAAGUGUUAUUUAUACAAAAAGCGCGAACUGAGUCGGGCAGGCAUUAUUGAGACCUUCAUGGAGUCGGCCCCUCAGCUCGUGCUUCAGCUCUAUAUAGUGGAGAUGCGUAGCACUCAGAACAUUGGUGUCUUGUCAGGUGUGGGAGUUUUAGCAUCAUUACUGGGGCUCUCAAUAUCAGUAGUUACUUACGAAAGAAUGCGUGUAUGGUAUUUCAAUGGUAGUAAAUGGAGUUUACCGGAACAUGGCGCAAAUUAUCUAUGGCGAUUGUUCGAAAUCAAUGCGCGCGUAUUAGCCAUAUCGCUGUUUGCCAGCGUAUUCCCAAUUCACCUAGCUGUGGUCGGCUGUGUGCACUACCUGGCCAUGUUUGUUUGGAUCGGAGACGUCAUGAGUGACACCGAUCGCAAAAAUAAGACAUCUAGCGCACCGCCGCUCGCGACGACCCCCGAUUGGCCGCCAAUCAAUUGGCCGGAAAUACCUGAGCCAAUAGGGGAGAGUCAAUCGAACCAAUUUACUCGUACCAGAUUUUACAAAGAGCUCAGAAAUUCAGCCGGAGUGUAUAUACUCUAUGGAUCCAUUCCCAUAGUAAUAAUACAACGAAUUCCGAGUCUAACACUGUUGCAAAUGAUGGACCAAUUGUAUCGCCACAACUGCCUAAUGAAAUAA
Medioppia subpectinata is the source of this 699-nucleotide messenger RNA. The record is from the annotation of a GenBank genome assembly. NCBI's taxonomy places the organism in Eukaryota, Metazoa, Arthropoda, Arachnida, Sarcoptiformes, Oppiidae.